GUAUGUGUCCCUGCAUCUUGUAUUGUCUCCGCCAACAGAAACGUUCCGUUCUCGCUACACCGUCUGCUUCAACACAACACGCGCGUGCGGCUGUGCUAUUCACUGCGAACGACAUGGAACCAAAUGGGCUUACAAACGAAGUCGUCUGAACUGCUUGUGAAUGAAUACAAUGUCCAAUUUUAAGGACACGAACUCUAUCCCAGAUGGGUACAGGGCUCUAAACACCAGUGAAUUGCAGGAGCUUUUACAAGAUGAAGAAAAAAUGGACCAGAUCGUCCGACUCAAUGAGAAGUUUCAGGAGCUGCAGGUGGACAGAGAGAUUCUGCUGACCUCCAACCGGAGCUUGGCCGAGGAGAGCCUCGCCAGGCGACCCCGCCUCAACAACGGCAAACUCCAGCUGGCUGAGAAAUAUAGGGAUCUGACCAAUCUGGCAACCGCCUGCUGGGAAAAACAGAGUCGGCUCGAGGCCGACAUACAGAAGCACAACCUCCAGACAGCACAGAAUCUUCUCCAGGAAGAUGUGGCGCGUGCUGAGGAACAGUCCGAGGACCUCCUGGAGAAGUUCAUGGAGGGGAACGUGCCCCUGGAGGGGUUUCUGGACUCCUUCCAAAGCUCCAGGAAGAGCUACCACAUCCGCCGUGCUCAGGCCGAGAAAAUCCAGGAGCUCAACCGAGCCAAACGGAAUUCCAGCAAACCCAAAAAGCCAGAGGAGCGAGAGGACAAGAUGCGGGAUGAGAAGCCGGAACCCCAGCGGACCAACGGCUUCAUGGCCCAGGGCCCGCCCCGGGUCUUCCAGCUCCGCUACGGCCUCACCCCCGCCAUCCUGCUUCCCCACUUCCCCCUGCCAUCCUCCUCCACCACCUCGCCAUCUGCCCUGACCCACACCAGUCUACCUCCGCUGGACUCCCAGCCGGGCCAGACCCAAAUCCUGAGCCCCAGUGCCCCGCUCUCUGGACAUGGGCAUCCUGUGAACCUACGGGUCAUUGGACAGUUACCCGGAGGCUGGUCAACCAGACCGAUGCGGUUACAGCAGCUCUAUAGGCCCGCCACUCACCAGCCUGAGCCUCCAUACCGAUAACUGAGGCAUGGGCCCUAGAGGUCUCUAGACAUGGAACCAAACAGUGGCUACCAGACUCAUGCACGCAAAGAUGGCUUUUGAAGCUUUUGUGGAAUUGAUCUGAAACAUAUGUUCGCCAUCCAUGACACAAAACGUAAACAUACCUAAAAUGGGAUAUAACCAGAAGCCAUAAAGCACGGAAUAAGAGUAGUUGAAAGCAAGGGAGUAAAUGAAACAGGGCAUGGUUUUCAUUUUUAUUUGAAUGUUACACUUCCAGGGCGUCACAGGGUUGUAAAGCACAGCUAUGAUAAGGAAAUGUCACAAAUGGACUAGUGUCUCCAGCUUGUCAUAAAGGACCCCAUUGUCCAUCCAUCCGACUGAGAAUUGCAAGGCUUCUAUGAAAUGGCCUGGUGUCGUUUUGCUGAUGAUCAAUAAAGUCCAAAUCAUGGUUUUUAUUAUUAA
Molecule: messenger RNA, 1519 nt
Organism: Oncorhynchus keta (chum salmon)
Lineage: Eukaryota; Metazoa; Chordata; Actinopteri; Salmoniformes; Salmonidae
Product: vacuolar protein sorting-associated protein 37D-like
Exons: 4
Coding region: 161-1078 (305 amino acids)
Biological process (GO): protein targeting to vacuole; protein targeting to membrane; ubiquitin-dependent protein catabolic process via the multivesicular body sorting pathway
Cellular component (GO): ESCRT I complex
Source: RefSeq, a predicted model, not a curated record